AUGCCUGCAUCAGUGAAUUACCGUGUCGUUGAACCGCAUCCGUCGGUCCCUCAUACCAGCCGCCCUGCUCUGCACACGGCUCGCGGAGGCGCUGGCAAUGUCAUCAACCUGAAGGGCACCAAGACCACCGACUCUCGCUCGGCUACUGGUCCUGCCUCUUUGACCCGCUUGGACUCGAAUGUCCCCAGCACCUUCAAGUCCGGUCGUGGCGGUGCCGGCAACGUCCACAGCAGCAGCGAACGCGCCAUCUUCAGCUUCGACGAGGAGCUUGAGCGUGAUCUCCGCCGUGCCGCUCCCGUCUACCACGUCGGCCGUGGUGGAGCCGGCAACAUGGUCUUCAGCGACGACUCCUCCAGCACCCUCAGCCGCAAGUUCUCCGGCAGCAGCUCGAGCAGCUCCGGUUCUGCUCGUGAACGGGCUCUCCGCGGUCUUGAGAAGGGCUGGGGCAAGCUCAGGGGCAUGGCAUAG
This is a messenger RNA of Aspergillus vadensis CBS 113365, 468 nucleotides long. RefSeq names its product DUF3602 domain-containing protein. The transcript has a single exon. Bases 1 to 468 code for a protein of 155 amino acids. The record is from RefSeq and is a predicted model, not a curated record. Lineage: Eukaryota; Fungi; Ascomycota; Eurotiomycetes; Eurotiales; Aspergillaceae.